GGGAGGGGGCAGGUAGCGGGCGGGUCGGGUCCAAUGGGUGCCGGCUCCCGAGGAGAGGGCGGAGGAGAGGAGGAAGGAGCCGAAUUCUGGGCCCCGGCCCCAUUCAUUGCGGCGGCCGGGCGGGCGGGGGUCCCGUGUUUUCUGAGUCAUGGAGGCGCUAAUUCCUGUCAUCAACAAGCUCCAGGACGUCUUCAACACCGUGGGCGCCGACAUCAUCCAGCUGCCUCAGAUCGUCGUGGUGGGGACGCAGAGCAGUGGAAAGAGCUCAGUGCUAGAAAGCCUAGUGGGGAGGGACCUGCUUCCCAGAGGUACUGGUAUUGUCACCCGGAGACCUCUCAUUCUGCAGCUGGUCCAUGUUUCACCAGAGGAUAAACGAAAAACAACAGGAGAAGACAAUGACCCUGCUACAUGGAAAAACUCAAGACACCUUUCUAAAGGGGUGGAUGCAGAAGAAUGGGGUAAAUUUCUUCACACCAAAAAUAAGCUUUACACAGAUUUUGAUGAAAUUCGACAAGAAAUUGAAAACGAAACAGAAAGAAUUUCAGGAAAUAAUAAGGGAGUAAGCCCUGAACCAAUUCAUCUUAAGAUUUUUUCACCCAGUGUUGUCAAUUUGACCCUUGUGGAUUUGCCAGGAAUGACCAAGGUGCCUGUAGGUGAUCAACCUAAGGAUAUUGAACUUCAAAUCAGAGAGCUUAUUCUUCGGUUCAUCAGUAAUCCAAAUUCCAUUAUCCUCGCUGUCACUGCUGCUAAUACAGACAUGGCAACAUCAGAGGCACUUAAAAUUUCCAGAGAGGUAGAUCCAGAUGGUCGCAGAACCCUGGCCGUAAUCACUAAACUUGAUCUCAUGGAUGCGGGUACUGAUGCCAUGGAUGUAUUGAUGGGAAGAGUUAUUCCAGUCAAACUUGGAAUAAUUGGAGUAGUUAACAGGAGCCAGCUAGAUAUUAACAAUAAGAAGAGUGUAGCUGAUUCAAUCCGUGAUGAAUAUGCAUUUCUUCAAAAGAAAUAUCCAUCUCUGGCCAAUAGAAAUGGAACAAAGUAUCUUGCUAGGACUCUAAACAGGUUACUGAUGCAUCACAUCAGAGAUUGCUUACCAGAGUUGAAAACAAGAAUAAAUGUUCUAGCUGCUCAGUAUCAGUCUCUUCUAAAUAGCUACGGUGAACCUGUGGAUGAUAAAAGUGCUACUUUACUCCAGCUUAUCACCAAAUUUGCUACAGAAUAUUGUAACACUAUUGAAGGAACUGCAAAAUAUAUUGAAACUUCAGAGCUAUGUGGUGGUGCUAGAAUUUGUUAUAUUUUCCAUGAGACUUUUGGACGAACCUUAGAAUCUGUUGACCCACUUGGUGGCCUUAACACUAUUGAUAUUUUGACUGCCAUUAGAAAUGCUACUGGUCCUCGUCCUGCUUUGUUUGUGCCUGAGGUUUCAUUUGAGUUACUGGUCAAGCGGCAAAUUAAACGUCUAGAGGAGCCCAGCCUCCGUUGUGUGGAACUGGUUCAUGAGGAAAUGCAAAGGAUCAUUCAGCACUGUAGCAACUACAGUACACAGGAAUUGUUACGGUUUCCUAAACUUCAUGAUGCCAUAGUUGAAGUAGUGACUUGUCUUCUUCGUAAAAGGUUGCCUGUAACAAAUGAAAUGGUCCAUAACUUAGUGGCAAUUGAAUUGGCCUAUAUCAACACAAAACAUCCAGAUUUUGCUGAUGCUUGUGGGCUAAUGAACAAUAAUAUAGAGGAACAAAGGAGAAAUAGGCUAGCAAGAGAAUUACCUUCAGCUGUAUCACGAGACAAGUCUUCUAAAGUUCCAAGUGCUUUGGCACCUGCCUCCCAGGAGCCCUCCCCUGCUGCUUCUGCUGAGGCUGAUGGCAAGUUAAUUCAGGACAGCAGAAGAGAAACUAAAAAUGUGAGUCUCUUGCUUCAAAAUGAAAAUGUUGCGUCUGGAGGUGGUGGGGUUGGAGAUGCUGUUCAAGAAGCAACAACAGGUAACUGGAGAGGAAUGCUGAAAACUUCAAAAGCUGAAGAGUUAUUAGCUGAAGAAAAAUCAAAACCAAUUCCAAUUAUGCCAGCCAGUCCACAAAAAGGCCAUGCUGUGAAUCUGCUCGAUGUGCCGGUACCUGUUGCACGAAAACUAUCUGCCCGGGAACAGCGAGAUUGUGAGGUUAUUGAACGACUCAUCAAAUCAUAUUUUCUCAUUGUCAGAAAGAAUAUUCAAGACAGUGUGCCAAAGGCAGUAAUGCAUUUUUUGGUUAAUCAUGUGAAAGAUACUCUUCAGAGUGAGCUGGUAGGACAACUGUAUAAAUCAUCCUUAUUGGAUGAUCUUCUGACUGAAUCCGAGGACAUGGCACAGCGUAGGAAAGAAGCAGCUGAUAUGCUAAAGGCAUUACAAGGAGCUGGUCAAAUUAUUGCUGAAAUCCGAGAGACUCAUCUUUGGUGAUGAGAGCUAUAUGAUACUGAGAAGACUUUGUUGACUCCAAACUUGCUAGUUACUGCCCACUUGAGUAGAAUUUUAUUUAUGAACUCCUGUGUAUUGCAAUGGUAUGAAUCUGCUCAUGUGAAGACUGGCUAUAAACUGAAAAGUGUACUCUGUAUUGCAGAACAAAUCACAUUUAAUCUAAAUAAUAAAUGGCCGUUUCUAAAGUUUCCCAGUAUAUAUAAAAUAUAUCAAGUCUGUCUUGUGACAGUUUCCAAAAAGAACUGUUAAUGUUCUAGUUGUACAAAGCAGUCUGCCUGUGUAUAAGAAGCCCUGUGUAAUCUUUAUUAGUAGUUGUAAACUGCUGCCAUAGGCCUUCAAGAAGAAAGCACCAAGACAACAUUUCAUAUGACUAUAAUGCAUGUACUAUGUAGACUGACCUGCCUGUAAAAGACGUGGGUUGGCAAGUUCCUCACAUAUGGUCAAUGUAUUCCACUUGUCCUUCAAUUUAGUUUUUUUCUGAGCUUCUCUGCAGCCCGUGAUAUGUUAUUAAGAAAGCUGAAAUGCGCGAGAGGAUCUGAAACACUGACAUAGAUGCAGCGUGCAUACUGUGUAGUUACACAGCUCUUCCACUUCUGGGUCCACGUUGCCCUAGUGCAUUAAAAUUUAAAAUAAACCUGAAAGCAUGAAUUAGAAUUUCCUGCAUUAAAAAUAACUAGACUUGAUUAUCUAGUAAGACUUGGUAAUCAUGGCCAGUUCCUUUUAGUUUUAGAGGAUCCAAUGGUGACCUAAAUUCCCCUUAAUUUGCAAAUAUAGUGGUAAUUAAGACACCGCUCUAAAAUGGGGCACCUAGAACAGGCUCCAAGAUUCACUUUGAGGUGGGACUUAAUUAAGAUCAUUCUACUCUUUGUAAGUAUUAGUUGGCAAUAGCUACUUUUGCUUCAUACCAACAAAAUACAUGAAAAUACUGGUGGAGCUUUGUUACUUAAAAACAUUUGAGUACACAUACUCCCAAAGGCUUAAAUUGCAUUCAGGGGUGGAGGCGACAGUUAAAAGGUAUACAUAUUUUACUAAAAUUCCCUAGGUGAUCUUGGUAUGAACUACUACAUUAUAAAUUUUAAGAUAUGAGUAGAAAGCCCAAAGACAUCUAGUUCUAUCUCUAACAGAUGAUACAUUAAGUACGUGUUACACAUAUUAAAAUUUCUUUUCAGGUUAUGAGCAGAUAUUUAUGAAGGACUACUGGCAGAAAAAUAUGAGUACAUUAACUUUAGCUUACAGGACACAUUUACUAAGAAACAACAGGCUCAACAAUUGAUCUCAAACAUAAAAAUCCCUAAAUUAGUCUGAUAUGUGGUACUACUCUGAAUCUGUUAACAAUACCAUUUUGACAGAAUACAUGCUAUCAAAAUGUUAGCACACUUAAAAAUUAUUCUGUCAUUAUACAUUGGUUUUGAAAUUAUAGCCAUCCAUGAUACACUUUUUCCAGACAGUGUAUCAGAUGACUACCCUUCUAGUCUUUUGAAUUUGUAAGGAAGAAAAAACUUACGCUGCACCUUUCUUCAGCACAUCAAACAUUUCAAACUGAAAAUGUUAGUUUUAAAGACAUGCUAUCGUAAUGCACUUGGUACAAAGAAAAACAGAGGCAAGAAUCUUAAAAUGGAAAGAAAAAAAGCACUUCCUUUGUUGGCCCUUAAACUGAGUGAAAUUCUGAAAUGUAGAGAUGAUCUCUGACAUUUAUAAUAGACACCUGCAUGUUCUUAUUGUAUAAAUAAAAUUGCUGGUAUGAAAUGA
Molecule: messenger RNA, 4192 nt
Organism: Microcebus murinus (gray mouse lemur)
Lineage: Eukaryota; Metazoa; Chordata; Mammalia; Primates; Cheirogaleidae
Gene: DNM1L
Product: dynamin 1 like
Biological process (GO): peroxisome fission; mitochondrial fission; endocytosis
Cellular component (GO): mitochondrion; membrane; microtubule
Molecular function (GO): microtubule binding; GTP binding; GTPase activity
Source: RefSeq, a predicted model, not a curated record